Messenger RNA from Python bivittatus (Burmese python), 1663 nucleotides. The record is from RefSeq and is a predicted model, not a curated record. Lineage: Eukaryota; Metazoa; Chordata; Lepidosauria; Squamata; Pythonidae.
GGUCAACACUAUGAAGAAGAAAAAAGAGCAUUAAGCCAUGAAAUAAUAGCCCUCAAUAACCAUUUGAUAGAAGCCAAGGUGACAAUCGAUAAAUUAUCGGAAGAUAAUGAGCUGUAUAGAAAGGAUUGCAAUUUAGCUGCUCAGCUGCUCCAGUGUAGCAAGAAUUAUGACAGAGCGCAUAAGCUUUCUGAGCUGCCAGCUGAAUUUCAGGAACGUGUCAGCAUCCAUCUAGAAAAGCAUGGAUGCAGCCUCUCGGUACCCCUGUGUCAUACAUCAUUUGCUGAUAACAUACCAACUUGCGUCAUUGCAAAAGUUCUGGAAAAGCCUGACCCAAAUAGCCUUUCUCCCCACAUGUCAAGACCAUCAAGCAGAGAUCUUGCCUUUCAGGAAUCUGUUGGAAAACUUGGCCAAAGACCUCAGUACAAGUCUGACAUUUAUUGCAGUGAUACAGCUCUUUACUGCCCUGAGGAAAGAAGGCGGGAGAGAAGGCAGAGUGUAGACAUGCAAGUAAAGGGUGUUGGGUUCUUGAGGUCCCAGAAUUCCACUGACAGCACAGUUGAAGAAGAUGGCUUCCAUUCUAGCUUCUCUCAUGAAGCUUUCCCAGAAUAUGUUACCUCUCUACCUACUUCUAGCUCCUACUCCAGCUUUAGUGUAACUUCUGAGGAGAAGGAGAAUGCCCAAGCUAGCACUUUGACAGCCUCCCAGCAAGCCAUUUACCUGAGCAGCCGUGAUGAGAUGUUUGAAAGAAAGCCAUCUUCAGGUUAUGACCAGGGGAGUCCAAGGUUUGCCAAGGCUAAAUCUAUUCAGCACAUGGAGCUGGCAGAUGACAAUGAGAACUCCCCUACUUUCACUAGGACUAUGUCACCUUAUGCAAGCGAGCCUUAUCAUUUCUCUGCCAUAACAACUCAACAAGCUUUAGCAUCACAGAAGAUGCGCAGUGAAUGCAGGAACACCCAUUUGUCAGAAGACGACCUACCUGGACAGUGGAGACAACUUAGUGUGGAAGAUAUUGGUGCAUAUUCUUACAGGAACAGUGGCAGGCUCUCACCCUGCAGCUUUUCAGAGCAGUAUUACAGAAGUCCUAUAAAAAAAGGAGACAGUCGGUCAAGUCCCAUUUAUGCUAGUUACAAAGGUGAUAGCUUCUCAGAGGGAGAUGAUAUUUGUCAAAGUGGACUUGUGGACUCUUGCUUCCUGAGGACAGACAGUGGUCUGAAUAUUGACAUAAGUACCAGUUGUAAGCAGGACAAAUUGUCCUCUUAUAAAACGAAAGAACUGAGGGACAAAAAAGGUGAAAGAAUCACAGUCCAAGUGUGCAGUAGCAAAAGCAUUGAUGGGAGUCCUGUGUUGAAAAGAGAAUAUGUUGACGUUAGUCCAAACAGCUCAGCUGAAUCUCUCAACCAGAGUUCUAUGGAGGCUUCAGAGAUCCAUCAGUCUUCCAUUGAGCAAGGAAGCCAUUCAAGCCUCCAUAGCAAGCAGCAGCAAUUUCAACGGACUGGAAGUACAGGCUUGAGUCGAAAGGACAGCCUCACAAAAGCACAAUUGUAUGGAACCCUCCUUAAUUGAAACAUCUUCCAAAGCUGCAAUAAGGAGAUAGAACAACAGCAACUACGAUGACAUUUGACACUUCCAGCAUCUUGUAGGUUUCUGAGAAACUCUGUGUGUG